This is a messenger RNA of Penicillium verhagenii, 1563 nucleotides long. RefSeq lists its product as uncharacterized. Gene Ontology annotation, biological process: transmembrane transport. Lineage: Eukaryota; Fungi; Ascomycota; Eurotiomycetes; Eurotiales; Aspergillaceae. The record is from RefSeq and is a predicted model, not a curated record. Gene Ontology annotation, molecular function: transmembrane transporter activity. The transcript has 5 exons. Bases 1 to 1563 code for a protein of 520 amino acids.
AUGGCGAACUUUAACGAGCAGAAGCCGUCUGGCCAGGAUGUUGAAAACACCGGCUCGAAAUAUGAUAUUGACCUGGUCGAAAGCGCGCCAAUUGGCGCCAAUGGGACGCAAUUUUCGUUCGCACCCUCCAGACUGUCGAAACCUCACCGUGAUUAUUUGAUGGAGCGACAUGGAACGCUGGAGCUUGAUCCUGUUCCGACAAUGGAUCCUGCAGAUCCGUAUAACUGGCCUGAACGGAAGAAAAUGACAAAUCUUCUUCUCGUGGCUUUCCAUGCUUGUAUGGGUACAUUUGCCGCCGCCGGAAUUAUCCCAGCUUACUCGAAUAUCGUCGAACUAUACGGCGUCACUAAUCAGCAAGCGAGCUACCUGACAUCCCUCCAAAUCGCGGUAUUGGGUGGUGCGCCACUUUUCUGGAAGCCCCUGUCUCACCGUUAUGGUCGUCGUCCUAUUUUCCUUCUGUCGCUCAUUCUCAGUCUUGUCUGCAAUAUUGGAUGUGCGAAGAGCACUACUUACAGCUCUACUGCCGCCUGUAGAGCUCUCUCGGCGUUUUUCAUUGCCCCGGCUUCUGCUAUCGGUAGUGCUGUGGUGAUGGAAACGACUUUCAAGAAGGACCGUGCUAAGUACAUGGGUGUUUGGACGCUCAUGAUUACACUGGGUGUCCCCCUCGGACCGUUUAUUUUUGGUUUCGUGGCAUACCGAGUUGGGUAUGAGUGGAUUUACUGGGUUCUCGCAUUGAUCAAUGGCGCUCAAUUUAUUUUAUACCUGUUCUUCGGGCCCGAAACCCGCUAUGUGGAUAGUGGUGAAAGCAUCGAGGGAUCCGUUUUCAAGAGAGAAUACCUCUCUAUCCGCCGCAUCGACCCUACUCCUUUCACCUGGUUCGAAUUCGUCAAACCCCUGACCAUGGUCACCCACUCAUUCAUCGUCAUCCCGACCUGCGCAUACGCCAUGGUCUUCCUAUUCAGCAACAUCCUGACAACAGUCGAGAUCCCAGCCCUCAUCCAGUCCAAGUUCGACCUCAACACCGAGCAAGUCGGACUCCAGUUCCUGGGCAUGAUCAUCGGCUCAGUAAUCGGCGAGCAGAUUGGCGGCGGUCUAUCAGACUACUGGAUGAGGAUGCGCGCAAAGCGAACACAGAACAAGCCCGAGCCCGAGUUCCGUCUUUGGCUCAGUUACUUUGGUUUCGCGCUGGCCUGUAUCGGCUUAAUCCUUUUCUUGGUCUGCACCCAAGAAGCUGCUGCCGGACACUGGGUCGUGUCACCGAUUAUCGGAACGGGUAUUGCUGCGGCAGGUAGUCAGAUUGUGACUACUGUCAUGGUCACGUAUGCGGUUGACUGCUAUCCCCAGGAAGCGGCGAGCGUAGGUGUCUUUAUUACCUUUGUUCGACAGAUUUGGGGCUUCCUUGGUCCGUUUUGGUUCACACCGAUGUUCGACAAUGUCGGAGUGGCUGCCAGCUCGGGUAUUGUUUGUGGCAUGAUCGUUGCCGUCAGCGUGAUUCCCACAAUCAUCCUGCAAAUGCGCGGCCAUAUCUGGCGGCGUAAGCGGGAAGAUGCGGACUAUGAAUGA